This is a messenger RNA of Oncorhynchus keta (chum salmon), 1474 nucleotides long. RefSeq names its product retinitis pigmentosa 9 protein homolog. Gene Ontology annotation, biological process: RNA splicing. The record is from RefSeq and is a predicted model, not a curated record. Bases 198 to 851 code for a protein of 217 amino acids. NCBI's taxonomy places the organism in Eukaryota, Metazoa, Chordata, Actinopteri, Salmoniformes, Salmonidae. The transcript is spliced from 6 exons.
CGCUGCGUUUACAGAUGGCAUGCGCAAACAGAAACAGGAAGUAGCUGUGCAGAGUUCGAGAAAAAUGUCCUGACGUAGUCCCGAAUGUAUUUUCUCUAAAAAGUGAUUCACUUAAACGAAUUUCUGAUUAGAAAUCGUAUCAAACUCAAAUUAAACGGUUAUUUCAUAAACAUAGCCAGUUACCCAAAGACAUUGCAAUGUCUAGUAGAAAGAGAUCGAGAGACUCGGAGGACAGAGGGGACCGCAAAAGGCACAAGGAAUCAAAACACGAUGUAGAAAAACUCAAGAAACAAGCGAGAAAACUCAACCAAGAAGUGCAAAAGCUGAAGCAUUUGGAGACCUUUUAUGAAAAACCUCCGCCUGGACUCAUAAAGGCGGAGGAGUACAAACCAGAGGACUGUAUUCCUGCUGAUCCAGGAAAUGAGGAUGCUAGGGACUUCCUGGCUCACGCCCCCACCAAGGGGCUGUGGAUGCCUCUGGGGAAGGAGGUGAAGGUCAUGCAGUGUUGGAGAUGCAAGCGCUAUGGACACAGGACAGGGGACCGAGAGUGUCCCUUCUUCAUCAAAGGAAACCAGAAACUGGAGCAGUUCAGAGUGGCACACGAAGACCCAAUGUACGACCUGAUCCGGGAAAACAAACGCAAUGAAAAAGAAACGAGGAUCCAGCAGCUGCAGCAACUCCUGCAGGACACCACCUCCUCUGACUCGGACAGCUCCUCCUCUUCCUCCUCCAUCAGCGACCGCAAGAAGAGGAAACACAAGAAGAAGGACAAGAAGAAGGACAAGAAAAAGAGGAAGAAGAGGAGGAAGCACAAGUCCGCCAAAACCAGUGACUGUUCUGAGUCCAAUUGAGCCAUAGGAACCGACCUGGAUUGUUCUAGCAGGGAGAUGGCUACACUGCAGUGUCUAUCAGUCAGUGAGCAGCUAUGGUGGUUCUUACCCAUUGGCUCAGGGUCGCUUCAAUGGCACACUACGAAGUGCACACUAGAGGACCCUUUUUGGUUCAGUAUUCUUCCCUCCAUCUGAGCCUUUAAAUAAUGCAUGACUUGUCCCAUCCCUCAUAUGGUUGAUGCCUCUAUUCCAUUAGAUCAUACAGAAUAAGAUUCUAUGGAUCCGCAAAGCUGAUUGUGAAUGUAGGACCCCUCAGGCGAGGAUCUCAGAAAGCCCUUACAGCAUGGGUAAUGACAUGACUGGCUCGGGGGGGCCUGAGCCAAGUUGAAAUCAGUUUGUAGCUGUUAUGAAGGAUGUUGGCUUGAUGAAUCAGAUCCGAAUGAAAAUGUGACAAAACAGCAUGUUGUUAGAGAUGGUUUUGCUUCUUAUUUAGCUUGAUUGUAGGCCUGUUGUUUUGACAAAUAGAGUGGGGAAAAUUGCAACACGUUUUUUCCAUAUUUAUUUUCUUCCAAAUGACGCUGAUGGAUGUUUGAAUGCUUAUUACUGUACAUAAAUAUUUGGAAUAAAUUGAGGUUGGAAUUUAA